CAAAUGCAGUCCAGCUUGAGAGCUGGCUAAUAAAGAGUCUAGUAUGGAAAAUAAGAUCCUCAGAGGAGAUUUAAUAACUGGGGAGAAUAAUUGUAAAGUACUUCAGAAUAUUAACCAAAGGCUGAAUGCAUCCAAUUAGCUUAAUGAAGCUGGGUGGUUGGGUUCUUUUUUAAUCAAACAGAUGGGCAAAACAUUAUGCACAAAAAAUGAGAUCUGAAUACAAUGAACACAUUUAAUUAACAAAUAAAAGACAGAGAACGGGUUUGUUUUUCAACUUGAGAAGUGAAUACCAAAUACUCAAAAAAGAGCCUUAAAUGUCAUGGUGUCUUCAAAGUCUCAGAUACUGACAAUUCUUAUUUGCAACAACGUGGGUGUUUGCCCUGGGCUGGCUGCACCUGCUGGCAGGUGAGCAGGAGGCAGCGAUGCAUCACCAACCCCACAGUGCUGCAGAGCCACAGAGCAAUCCCUGGCUGCUGCUGUGGGCUGUCCCCAAGGGCAGGCUCAGAAGCAGUAACUGAAGCCCUGCUCAACCCUCUGCUCCAAAACCUUUUCCCUGCAUGUGGAUGAUCACCUCUGUCCUGCAGAAGGAGAAAGCCAGGACUCCUGGGUUAAUCAGGGUGUGAGCUCGGUGUCCUUAGUGCUCAGGAGACCUGUGCAGUGUUUUCCUCAUGGUCUGUGCUUGUGCUGUGGUAUGUGGAGUUGCUGCUGGCCCCAUUCAGGGAGGUGGAUUCCCACCGCUGCUUUCACUGUCCUUGCUGCAGCACAGGCUCCUGUUCCUGCUGGUGCCCAGUACAGACACAACUCCUCUGCUGUCUGUCUGACCAGUUUUACUGGGCCACAGAAACCUGGUGCAAAUCGAUGCCUUCCCUCUCCAGACAGGAGGCUCCUCUCCAUACAAACCCUGAGUGCUUAUGUAAGUGUGAAAUACAGAGCUGCAAUAUCAGUCUUGCCAAGGCUGGGAGUGUUUGCUCCAGCCUAAUAAGCUGAACAAGCCAUUUUGAUAUUAAGCCUAUAAUAAUAAUAACACCUUGUAGCUAAAGAGUGUGUUUUUCCCCAUUGGUAGAUUACUCAGCCCUUUUCUUUUGAGGCAGUGUUUAACAAAAGCAGAGACUUUCCCAGACUAUGUUUAAUUAAACACAGCUCAGAGAUGUCUUCAUUUCAGUGCUGUGAUGAUGUUGCUCUGCACUCUCCUCUCCAGGGCAGUUGGAACUUGUGCUCUGCCAGUGCAUGGGCUGGUCACUGUCUCCUGCCCAGCUCUACCUGUCCAGAUGUGCCCAGUGGUGUGGAAAUCCCAGAGGGGCUCACAUUUGGAGAGACCCACAGGCUCCAGCUGCUUUUGAAGCUGAGCUGGGGCUAGGUCUGAGCUGUGUAGUCCAUCCAAGUGCAGCUCAGCCAACAUGCUUUGUACUACAACGAACAUUUGGGUCUGAAUUUCUACCUGCUUCCUUUUCUGGUUGCCAAUGUAGCCUUGGGAGCAUUUUGAGUGCAAUGGCCUGGUUAUCAACAGUUACAUACAAAGUGAAGGCUUUAAUUUGAAGGCUCCUCAUUUCUGCCUUAGGAGUUACCCGUGAGCAGAUGGUGAUAUGCUCUGGUUUUGCUUAUUCUUGCAGAUUAUUUGCCAGAUAAUUUUUCUGACUAAUCCUUUGGCCCAUAGACUGUUUAUAAACCUGGAGUCAGGUUUCGGGUAAAAACACUUGUGUUUGCAAAUUUUAAAAUCUGUUCCUGUGCUGGCUUGCUGAUGUCACUGUGAGCAGGAGAUUCCUCUGAGUGGCAAAAGCCCUCUGCACCAUGGGAGAGAGGCAGCUCCUAAAGAAGCACCUCCUUCCCAGUGACAGGAUGGGAAGAACAAUGUUCAUGCCUCGUUUGGGGCUUAUUUUAUUUUAAAACAUGAUAUGUCUGAAGUCCCAACCCCAGCAUCAGUGCUAUCUGACCUCCCCUGAGGUCAGACUGCUGUUUCAGGUGGCGUGGUAAGGAGGCACUUCUGCAGGCACAGAGUUUGUGUCCUGUGCAGGUGAUGCUGCAUAACCUGUGCACAGCAGAAGUUGGGGGAUUUGCCUGUCUUUGGCUGGGCAGGACACUGGUAUCAGUAUGGUGGGGGCAUUGUAGCCACUGGCACAGCUCUCCCUGAAAAGUGCUGAAAGGCUGUGGUGAUUUUUUAAAUAUAAGUAUUAUUGUUGUUGUUGUUGUUAUUUAUUGUUGUUGUUAUUGUUUUCCCCUCCUCUCCUACCACCUCUACCUUUUAAAAAAAUCAGUCCCUUGGAUGUCUCUGGAGAGCUGGCAGUGGUAACUGCCUGGCUGAUUUAUUCUGGUGUUUUAACAUUUACUGGAUUUACAUAACAGCCAAACAAUCUGUUUCAGGAGUUUAAUAUAAACCCAGCUCUAGUGAGUCACAUCCAUGUUAGCAGCAAUGCAAAGAGAGGCAGCUGGGGGAGUGAGGGGGUGACUUUUUCUGGGUUUCUGCAUGAGAAUAUAUUUCAGGAAUGGCUGCCUGAAAUAUCUCUGACACCUCAUAGCUGAGUGAUGCUGCCAGUUCUCCUCUUCCAUCAGGGAUUUGUUCUUAAACUUUGAAAGAGCAGUGGGUAUGUCACAUCAGUGCUUCCAUUGCUGCUCCCAGCUGAGUCUGGGGGCUUUUCCAGAGCUCCCCAGGCACUGCUGUGUGUCCCUCCUGUGUGUAAAAUACCUUUACAUGUACGUGUGUGCUUGAAGGAGGGAGUGUAGCUAUGGGAGCAGCAAGAUGAGGCCUGUUAACAGAGAUUUGCUGUUUGCUUUUUGAAUUCAAAACCACGGAGCAUUUGUUUGUGCCAGACUUUGUGGGCCUGGUCCCCAGGACGUGCAGAUCAGCACAGCAGCAAGUGGGGUAUGGAUGUGUGCCAGCAUUUCCGUGCCAGCAUUUCCACCUGGGGUCUGGUGGAGCCCAUGUGCAGGUUCUGGGGACAGAGUUUGAGCUCAGCUGGGGGAGAACUGGCCCUGUGCCCCUGGGCAGUCACAGCAAAAUGUUGGAGUUGUUGGGGACUCCCUGCAAGGAGUCCUCCCCAGCCCCUUCCCUGGGGACAGCAGAAGCCAGAGCCUGACAGCUGACAGCAGGAGUUUCCCAAAUCACGGUGUGUAACCUGUUGCUUCAGGUCCUUUCCAGGCAGUGUGACUUUGGGAUUCCCUCAGCUGUCUCCUACAGUUGUAUGAACGCAGCAAAUCCCUAGAGCAGGUCUGCCAUGGGCAGCCUGUCCCCUCCUGCUCCAGAGGCUCUGUCACCUCUCUUCUGGUUGUAAUGUGAUGGAGGAAAGUGGGCCUCCAGCUCGAGUUUUCACUUCUGAAAAUCCCAAGCAAGAUCCAGCUGGGUUUGAACAGCCUGGUUUGUGCUGCUGCCUGUGCUGGAGGUUGGCUGUUCAGCUAAGCAAGCGCUUCUCUUGCUGCAGCUUAUUUGAAUUCUUGUCUUCAGAAUGGAAAAUAAAUGCUGGCUGAUGAGAUCUAUUACAGCACUAAUUUUAGAGCAUGCCAAACAGUAGGAAAUUGUUUUCAAUCUUCACUCUCAUUUCUCCUUUAUUUCACCUCUCCAUUUGUGAAAAUUGCCUUUGUCAUUCUUCUAAGUGCCCAGUGAUGUCCUGCUCACUGAUAUCUUCAGGCAUUCUCCUUCCAGCCCUGUUUUCUGAUAUUUCUUUGUUCACCCACUUGACAUUGCUGUUAGAAGAGCUCUCUCCAGGGUUCAGGCAGCAGUGUUGGCACGAUGCAGGCACUGAGUGUUCAACCAGCUGGUGUGAGAUGCCAGCAGAGCCCCCUGCGAGCUGUGGGAGCAGUGGAGGCAGCACCACAGUGGAAUUUCUUACCCUUGUGUGCCCAGGGCUUUGUAAGUCUUUCCAGCCCCAGCCCAGCCUGCUUUCUCGAUGAGCAAGAGGGAAAAUAUGAAUUUCCCUUUUCUCUGGUGAAGAAUUUAAGAAGCAGCAGUCUCAGAGCUUCAGUGUUUGUCCUUGGCACUAGUGAAAACCUGAGCCAUUGCAGGCAGCAGGUUAGGAAUCAGAACGUUUGAUCAGUGUCAGAGGGAGCAGUGGUGCACAGUCUGGAUUUUUAGGACAUGAUUCCUCUUCAUAGCUGGAAGGUCUCGCUGGUUUGAGAAGAGCUUGGAUGCCUCGCUGGUGGUCUGCUCUGAAACCUUCAAGGUGACUGCAGACACCAGUCCCUCCCUUAGCCCUGCUCCUGGUUCAGAGGACUUAGCAGAGCCUCACUGAGCUCCAGAUUAAAGCUGGUGGCACUUGUCCAGUUGUUUCACCCUGUAGACUUUUCAGAAGCUCUCUGGAAUACGUUUCAUGGUUUUGGCAACCACGUGUCCCUGACAGCAGCUUCUGUGGCCAUCAGCACAGAGACUUGGUGCCUGCCCUGGAGGGCUUUGAAAAUCUCUCUCCUGCCCCUGGCUCCUUCACCCCUCGUGCUCCUUCCUCCUCUCAUCCCUUGGCUGGCAGCUGACAGUGUCUUUAUCCCUCAAAAAGAGCUCUCUCUUACCCUGGCUUCUUGUGCUGGAGAGGGAUAAAAAACUCCCUACUCCUAUUAAUUUCCAUCCCAUGCCUUUCCCGGGUGAGCUCCAAGCCCUGCAGCUGCUCCAGGUGCCAGUCCCCAGGAAUUCAGCCAGGGAAUGUCUUCAUAGUCUGUCUUUGUGAACAUGGCUGAGAUAAACCCUUUACUGAACUAAAUGUGGCAACAACUAAUCCCUUGGAGACAGUCACCUGGGCCCUGCACGGUGAAAAGAGGCUUUGCUGCUCUGAUUAACUACACUGGCAAGAACAUUAACUCGUGGUUCUUUUUGGAAAUGCAAAGCACCUCUCCAGGAGAGUUGAAGGAAUUAGGUACCAGCUGGAAUAUUAAGGUAGGUUUUUUGCACCUUCCUGAUAAAUUUAUAGCUUAAAGGUCUGGUCAGCCCUGGUGGGAUGGGUGGUUAUGGCUGAGUGUUCCUGGGCUGUGGUGGAGAGGAGACUGAGGCCAGCAUGGAACCAGGAGCUUCUCUGGGAGGAUGGUGGUGGUGAGCAGCUCUUGGUCCUGACUGCCCCUACUGGGGUGUCUUCAGGGCUCUGGGAUUCACUAUCAUAAAUUAAACCUGUCAAGCUGGCCAGCCCUCCACAAAGGGCUGAAAAACCUUGCUAAGAGCCAAAUGACACUGACCUUUUCCAUCCUCUUAAGGCAAAUGCUAAAGGCUGUGGAGAGCAUUCCAGCUGUUUUCACAAUCCUGCUUUCCUUUUCUGGGGGGAGAGCUGCACUAAUUUCUUGACUAUUACUUUUUAAACAGCACUUAGUUUUGAAAGCCUGAACUAGAAAUUCUGUCUAUAUUAAAAGCAAAGCUCCUGUAGUUCAGUGAAGAUUUCUUGGGCUGUGUUUUUGAGGUCAGGAUUUUAUCUUGGUGCUGGUUUCUGUGAGGAUGCAUGUGCCCUGGCAGCCUGACCAGUGAGCAUCACAUGUGACACUUGCUGAAGAGAGCUGUGGACCAGCAGCCCACCUGACUGAAUGGAUUGAAACAGCUACAUAAAUUUUGUCCAUAAAAUAAGGUAUUUCAUGGAGCCUUUGAGCACUAACAUCACUGCUCUCUGAGUGACCAUCUGAGACCAAACUUGCUGGACACAGCCAUGGGGGACUCUCCAGCAAAUGUCCUGGGUGGAGGCAUGGACACACAGACUGAACUGGUGGAGAGGGUGGCAGCCAUAGAUGUGUCUGUUGUCCCAGACAGAAGUGACCAAAAUGGUGAAGACAACCCUGAAGAAAAUGACACAGUCUUUUCUGAUAACAUAAAGGACAUCCAAAGAAAUGGAGUCAGCAGUGACAUGGGAAUCAAUGAACUUCUGCCUUCCCAACAGUCAGAAGAUGCUCACUUGAGGCACGUUCCCAAAAGACCUCUAACUAGACCUGGCCUAUCAAGUAGGAAGCUGUCCCUUCAGGAAAGAUCAUCAGGAGGUUAUUUGGCUUCUAGCAGCACUCCAGGUUGUGGUCCUUAUGCCACGGGGCCAUCACCACGUAUAAUCAGGAGACCAACGAUAGAGUCCAAUCGGGUCUCCAUAUCAGACUCUGAGGACUGUGUGCAAUUAAACCAGUACAAGCUGCAGAGUGAAAUAGGGAAGGGUUCCUACGGUGUCGUGAAACUGGCCUACAACGAGAACGAUGACAAGUAUUAUGCUAUGAAAGUCCUCUCCAAAAAGAAGCUCUUGAAGCAGUAUGGAUUUCCACGUCGGCCUCCUCCCAGAGGGUCAAAAGCAUCCUCUGGAGACCAGCCCAAACCCAUGGCACCCCUGGACAGAGUCUAUCAGGAAAUAGCCAUCCUGAAGAAGCUGGACCACAUCAAUAUCGUUAAGCUGAUAGAGGUCCUUGAUGAUCCUGCAGAGGACAACUUGUACAUGGUGUUUGACCUCAUGAGGAAAGGGCCUGUGAUGGAGGUGCCCAGUGAGCAGCCCUUCAGCGAGGAGCAGGCUCGGCUCUACUUCCGAGACAUCGUCCUGGGCAUCGAGUACUUGCACUACCAGAAGAUCAUCCACCGGGACAUCAAACCUUCCAACCUGCUCUUAGGAGACGACGGCCACGUCAAAAUCGCUGAUUUUGGUGUCAGCAAUCAGUUUGAAGGGAAUGAUGCCCAACUUUCCAGCACUGCAGGGACACCAGCCUUCAUGGCACCAGAGGCCAUCUCACAGACUGGCAAAAGUUUCAGUGGAAAGGCACUGGAUGUGUGGGCCAUGGGAAUCACCCUGUACUGCUUUGUUUAUGGGAAGUGCCCUUUUAUAGAUGAAUAUAUUCUGGGUCUUCAUAACAGGAUCAAGACCAAGCCUGUGGAGUUCCCAGAAGAAGCACAGAUAAGUGACGAGCUCAAGGAGCUGAUACUGCGCAUGCUCGAUAAAAAUCCAGAAACAAGGAUAACAGUCCCUGAAAUAAAGGUGCACCCGUGGCUGAGCAGGGGCGGCGCGGAGCCGCUGCCGCUGGAGGAGGAGCACUGCUCCGUGGUGGAGGUCACCGAGGAGGAGGUCAAGAACUCCGUGAAGACCAUCCCCAGCCUGCCAGCCGUGAUCCUGGUGAAGGCCAUGCUGAGGAAGCGCUCCUUUGGGAAUCCCUUCGAGGUGCAGACGAGGAGGGAGGAGAGAUCCAUGUCUGCUCCAGGGAACCUGCUGAUGGACAGAUUCCUCUUAAACACAUCUGUAUAUUUGCAUCCAUCUUUAAGAACACAAGGCAGCAGAGAAGCAGCCAGGGACCCGGAGCUGCCUGAUGUGUGCGAAGACGAGGCCGCGUCCUGAGGCCGCCCGGCCGCCGCGGGCUGGGCGCGCACGAGCUCCAGCCCUUCGUGGUGUCGCGUGGAACAUCGCCCUCAUCACCCAGCCCGGGGCCUGCACAGCAACAACAGAACCAGAAUAAACCCACCAGAAUCGGACCAAGGCAGAAAGCCAGGCAGGAGGAUCGGAGCAGAGCGAGCCUCGGGGCAGCGCGGCCGCGUUCCUCGGCCAAGGUGUCCUUGGCUCCUCCGUGCGUGCCUUGCUCUCCACUUGUGCUUCACCUCGGGGCUCUGCCGGGGGUCUCGGCUGAGGAACGGGGGUUUGUUUGUCUCAAGGGUCCUUUUCCCCCCAGAGACUUUUCCCUUGCGUUUUUGCAUUCCCUACUUCAAGCAUCAGGAAUGAAAACUGGCUUGAGAGAUGGGUUUUAUAUCGGAGGGCAACUGCUUUAUUUAAUGCACAGAUAAAGCACUUGUGUACAUCAGGAGUGCUGCUCUUGGUGUGGAGUUGAUGGCAAAAUGUCCUUGGAUAUCAGUUAAAUGAGGAUGAGAUCUUGCUGUUGGAGUGAACACUGUCCCCUCCCUACACCUUUCUUUCUCUUCCCUUUUUCUCUUAUCCCUCAGUUCUGCAUGGUGUCAGUCCUGCUCCCAGCCACAGCCAGAGCAGUUGCAUGAGAUUCCCUUUAUGUGCACAGAGCUCUGGAGCAUGGGGAUAUGCUGCCACACAGAACAGCUCAGUGCUCCAGGGACAUCUGCCAGGCCUGCUCUUCCCAAAGAGCUGGGAAUGCAUCCCAUCAGCUGCACCCAGUCCUGCACCCAUGGACCAUGUUCUCCAGCUGAAAAGAGUGGCAGGUUUAGGCUUUAUUUUAUUUCAUUCCCUUCUCUUCACUCAUCUCUUGUGGACCUGAUGCUUUUAAACUUUAGUUUCCUGAAAAUUAGUCAAACUGGGACAGGUUCCUAGGAUGGAAAAUGUUGGUGGAGGGGUUUUAGAAAGCUACAGAGCACAAGUUCACAACUUGAUAUUUUGAUUAUUUUUUUAAGGCUUUAAUUUUUAAUUUUGUUUUAAGACUCUUAUUUUUAUGCAUGUGCUGAUGCUGCUGUUUUAUCCAUAGAUAGCUUCUAAACUUGGGGUUAGAAGCUUCAUCUCAACAGUUUGACAACCAGUGAGAGAUUGCACUUAAAAAGGCAAAUACAAAAAGGCAAAUUGAGCCAUUUCUGUGGCUGUUGACUGUACAGACUGUGUGGAUAAUCAGGAAUUUCACUCUUCCAUUCAGAGAGUAAAAACCAGUGACAUCCAUCUGUCAAAAUACAUGUCAUUAUUUUCCCUUGAGCCUGGGAGCUCAAGGGAAAAUAAGCUUUUCCCUUGUGCAGCAGGGAGACUGGAAAGCAGAGUGGAGGGUUUGUAUGGAAAUAGAACCUGGAUGAGGUGCCAAACUUCUCUGCUUUAGCAGUGCACAUUUGUAGUGGAGUUUGCUGAGCAAAGCAAUGCAAGGCAUUCCUUUCUGGCUCAGAUCCUCCUGUACAAGUCCAUGCUCAGCUCAAGUCCCUCCCAAGCUGAAUUAACCUGGAUUAUGCCAUGACCCUGUUGCUCUGAAUGCAGCCUUCCAUGGGAUGAGGGAAGGAAAGCAGCUCAUCAGUCACUGCCUUGCUCCUUCCCUUCCUGAAGAAAAGCCAUGUAUGCUCAGAGCUGCUGCUGGCAGAGCCCAGACCUUCCGUCAGUAUCCACAAGCCAUCAAUCAAAGUGCUCCCAAAAAAUGGUGUAAAUUCAAGAAAACAUGAAUUGCAACUCUUGAGGGUACAAUGCAGAUCCUCUGUGCUGUAAUUUUGCUGCUGUUUUUGAUUUCUAGGCCUGUUCUGUUGGUAUUUCAGUCUCUUGUUGCACUUGAACCUCUGCCCCUGUAUGUGCUCUGCUAUGAUUCCAGCAUGAUGUAAAUGCACUCAGUACUGUGACAGCACAUGGCUGUUGCACUGUAAAUAUGUACCAUGAAGAGAGAGGCUAUUUUUUGCAUGCUUUUGUACUGUAGAACUGAUAAGAAUAUUACAAUAAAUUCCACAGAGAUGA
Molecule: messenger RNA, 9284 nt
Organism: Parus major (Great Tit)
Lineage: Eukaryota; Metazoa; Chordata; Aves; Passeriformes; Paridae
Gene: CAMKK1
Product: calcium/calmodulin dependent protein kinase kinase 1
Exons: 17
Coding region: 5604-7250 (548 amino acids)
Biological process (GO): CAMKK-AMPK signaling cascade; protein phosphorylation; activation of protein kinase activity
Molecular function (GO): ATP binding; protein kinase activity
Source: RefSeq, a predicted model, not a curated record